UUUCAAUAAAAUACAAGGAGCUUCUCUGCAAUUGGACGAUAACAAAACAAGGUCCUUGGAGGGAGUGCCGCAAAAUUUUUGUGCCCACUGUAGAAGAUUCUUGGCUCCAACUCUGCUUACCAAAAAAAAAAAAAAACCAUGUUUGACGCGCCUCUCGGUCCUUUUUUCUUUAAACAAUUAUACGAGCCUUGUUUGGGGCUGGGCAGGCCUCUCAAUCUCAGAACUUUGGUUAUUCUUUCAAUUACUUUUUUUUUUUUUAAAAAACUUGAUAAAAACAAAGGAAAGACAAUACUGUGAGAUUGAGGUUUCGGUUUUCUUCGUUAGACAAUGGCGUUAAGGUUCGACGCCAGAGAUGUUUGCGGAUUCAAAUUCUUGUUUUCCUUGGCGAUCAUGUACGGUCUCAUGUCGAUUCUGGUUCACUCCGUAAUUUACAUGAAGUUCAUCGAGCCGUUGGGGAUCGACGCGCCUCUCGAUCGCUUCUCCGAGGCCAGAGCUAUCGAGCAUGUUCGAGUCUUAUCACAUGAGAUCGACGGUCGACAAGAAGGGCGUCCGGGUUUGAGAGAAGCGGCUCAGUACAUUAAGGCACGGUUGGAAAGGGUGAAGGACAGAGCUGGGUCUAAUAUUAGAGUUGAGAUUGAAGAGAACGUUGUUGGUGGGUCAUUCAAUAUGAUGUUUUUAGGCCACAGCAUAUCAUUGAGUUACAGAAAUCAUACCAAUAUUUUGAUGAGGAUAUCCUCAAUAGAUUCACAAGACACCGAUCCAUCAGUUUUAAUGAAUGCUCAUUUUGAUAGUCCACUUGGUUCCCCUGGUGCUGGUGAUUGUGGUUCAUGUGUUGCAACAGUGUUGGAAAUUGCAAGACUAACCAUAGACUCUGGCUGGGUCCCACCUCGGCCUAUAAUUUUAUUAUUCAAUGGUGCAGAAGAAGUUUUUAUGUUGGGUGCACAUGGCUUCAUGAGGACGCAUAAAUGGCGUGAUUCCAUUGGAGCUUUUAUAAAUGUGGAAGCUUCUGGGACGGGAGGUCUUGAUCUAGUCUGCCAAUCUGGACCUGGUUCUUGGCCCUCUUACGUCUAUGCUCAAUCAGCAAUAUAUCCCAUGGCACAUAGUGCAGCUCAGGAUGUUUUCCCCAUUAUUCCUGGAGAUACAGAUUACAGGAUGUUUUCCCAAGAUUAUGGCAGUAUUCCUGGCUUGGAUAUUAUUUUUCUUCUUGGUGGUUAUUAUUACCAUACCUCCUAUGAUACUGUGGAGAGACUAUUACCUGGUAGCAUGCAAGCACGUGGAGACAAUUUGUAUAGCACGGUUAAGGCCUUUGCAGAGUCUUCUAAGCUUAAAAAUGCUCAUGAAAGAGAAUCCCUUGGUGUUAGUGAUGACUACAAUGAUGAACGAGCUGUUUUCUUUGAUUACUUAACCUGGUUCAUGAUAUUCUACUCAAGAAGGAUAGCUGUGGUACUUCAUGGCAUUCCCAUCACCAUCUUCUUCAUUAUGCCUUUCUUUUUACGUUGGCUGAAUUCUGGGUUAUGUUGUUGUUUUGCAGCCUUCUAUGACUUUGUAAAAGGAAUGAUCCUCCAUGCUACUGGAAUUAUACUGGCUAUAAUUUUCCCAGUUAUAUUUUCCAUCCUGAGAUUGUCAUUUUCUAGUUAUGGAAUGAACUGGUUUGCGAAUCCCUUCUUGGCUUUCUUGAUGUUCACUCCCAUCUCACUUAUUGGUCUGUUGAUCCCAGGAAUCAUUUUUCGUGUUUUUCCCCUCUCCCAAGAUUUUUCAGUUCUCAAGACAUCAAAAGAGGCACUAUCUGAUGAGGCAAGAUUCUGGGGAGCAUUUGGAUUUUAUGCCUCAUUAACUUUGGCUUAUCUUAUAGCUGGGUUAAGUGGGGGUUUCUUGACCUUUUUCACAUCUGCGUCUAUGCUUCUUGCAUGGAUCUCCUUUUACCUAUCAAACAAGUUUUGUGGUCAUCAAUCAGUCAGGUCAGCUGUUUUUUAUGUGAUAACUCUAAUUCCUUGCCUUACAUACUCUGUUUAUUUUGGUGGGUUUCUUGUUCAAUUUUUGAUUGAGAAGAUGGGUAUGAUGGGUUCUCUUCCACCGCCUUAUGGUAAUUACAUUCCUGAUAUUGUGGUGGCAGCAAUAGUUGGUGUUGUCACUUGUUGGUGUGUGGGCCCCCUAUUAUCUAUUUGUGGCAAUUGGUUAGCCAGGUCGUCCAUCUUGCAGUUCUUGCUACAUCUUAGUGUGAUUGCUUUGGCUCUGUCUUCACAGUUCUUUCCAUAUAGCACGGAUGCACCUAAGAGAGUUGUUUUCCAGCAUACAUUUCUGACAGCAGAUGCAAAUAGGGUUGUUGAUUCAAGUUAUGACUUUUCUGUGGUGGAUUCCAACUCUUUGCUGUUUCUUUUUAAGUAUGCACCUGAAGUGGCAAGGGCGUUGCACAUUGGUCCAGAGUUUUCUUUUGAAACUGCUAAAAUGUCUAACCAACAGACUUUUAUGGCACUUUUUCCAGUGUCCUUUUUGUUUUCAAGAAGUUUGAAGUUCCCUGCAAGAAGUGAUGAGGUUUUGAAGCAAUAUAGACAUUUUCCUCAUUUGCAUACUAAUAAGCCACAAAUGAUGUCUAGCGAUGGAUCUCGGAGAGUUUAUUUGGAACUUUCCUUAGGUUCCUUAGAGGAGGUUUGGGUUACAGUCCUUAACAUUACUGGCCCUUUAUCCACUUGGUCAUUUGCUGACAAUAAGCUACCAGUCCCGGAAACCGCUGAAGGCGGUCCGCCUUCAUACAUAUGCAGACUUAGUGGAGCCAGUCAUGAAAAUUGGACCUUCUGGUUGGAGUCUAGCAAUUCUGGAGAUUUAAGGGUGGAUGUGGCGGUGCUUGACCAAAUUUUGGUUGAUGAAGCAAAGAAGUUGAAGGGACUUUUCCCACCUUGGGCAGAUGUGACGGCUUACUCUAGUUUUUUGUCCAGCUACAUCAUUUAGUCUUUAUACUCCUUCCCAGUCAUUCUUUCACUAGAUAAUAAGUUCAUUAAAAUACCUCACCUCAGUUUUAAAAUUCAUAUAUUCUUCACUUUUUGAUUCCUCUUUCAUUCCAAUGUUGUGAACUGUAUAAUGUAACAAUACAUUAACCCCAUCAUACGCUUGCCAAAAGUUUCUCUCACUGAAAUUCUUAUAUGAAUUUGAGUGCAAUGUGAGAAUACAAAUACCAUCCGUUGGCUCAUGUGACGAGAAAUUGAUCUCUGAGUUUGAAUAUGUUAGGUGAAUGUGAAUAAGGUAAUUUCUCAUUUUCAUGAAUUCACUAGGUUUAAUGUAAAUAAACAUGCUUGGAUCAGUUCGAAAAGGGAUAUCAAACGAAUUCCAAAAUUCCUUAUUUUUGUGAGAAAAUUUCUUAAAAAAAUGGAGAUUUAAAAUAAUGAAAACAGCUCUGAUAUUUCUUUUACUUCAAUUGAAUAACUCUCAUAACUAAAGAAGUGGUCUGCUGCACAUCAGAAAGCAAAUAUUUUCUGAUCAUUGCCGAAUAGUUGUUUGAGUAUCUAGGAAAAAGGAAAAAGUUGGAACUACUCAAAGAAGAAGAUGGAGAAUGGUAAGUACUGAAACUGAAGAGAAGCAAGAAAGAGAUACAAGUUGGCCCUAACCCACCACCAGAUUUGCCUGAAAACUUCAAACAGCAUAUCGUUGGAAAAAUGGGUGGGUCGGAUUGGGUUCUGGUGACACAAAAGCCAAUAUUUUACUCUGACGAAAACCGACAAGCCAGUUGGUUCGCCAUACCUUUUUCACAACUCAAAACUUAUGAGUUUCCCAACAAAACAGAUGCUGAGGAUUUGGAGGAUGAAAAAGCUAUCCAGGUUUGCUUGUUGGAACCAUCCAUGGAGGAAACUGCUCUCACUUUUAAAAGGUAGAAUACGAAGAAAAGCUCAACGUAUGUCCUGAACACUUAACACUACGUGGAA
Messenger RNA from Durio zibethinus, 3914 nucleotides. RefSeq lists its product as uncharacterized. Gene Ontology annotation, biological process: proteolysis. Gene Ontology annotation, molecular function: metalloexopeptidase activity. The record is from RefSeq and is a predicted model, not a curated record. NCBI's taxonomy places the organism in Eukaryota, Viridiplantae, Streptophyta, Magnoliopsida, Malvales, Malvaceae.